This is a messenger RNA of Anopheles bellator, 3358 nucleotides long. Its product is annotated as glutathione hydrolase 1 proenzyme-like. Gene Ontology annotation, molecular function: glutathione gamma-glutamate hydrolase. Gene Ontology annotation, biological process: glutathione catabolic process. The record is from RefSeq and is a predicted model, not a curated record. Gene Ontology annotation, cellular component: plasma membrane. The transcript has 6 exons. Bases 271 to 3237 code for a protein of 988 amino acids. NCBI's taxonomy places the organism in Eukaryota, Metazoa, Arthropoda, Insecta, Diptera, Culicidae.
AUUACUACGGAGUGAUCGGCUUUCCAACGUGUUUUUCCUAAGGCUCCCCUAAGGCUCGAUACGUUCCACCCGGUGCCCGGUGCACGAUCGGAUACUUAACGAGAAUUCAAAGUGUGAUUUGAAACGAGAAACGAGUGAGAACAACCAACAUUUUAGUGUGAUACUACAACUGUGAUUCGUUUGCUGUUGGGCCACUUUAACUAAUUUCUUCGCCCUGGUGGUACAUCGGUUCAACCGAAAUUACCCUUGAGUUGUCCAGUACGGUGGGAAAUGAUAUUGAACGUAAACAGGACCAAGCUGCUGCUUGUGUCGGUUCUGGCAGCGAUCGUCGUGGUGGCCGUCGUAGUCGGACUGGUGAUCGGUUUACGCUCACGUGACCCGCACCCCAAACUAACCGGUGGGGCCGUCACCGCGAACGGAGUUGAGUGUGCGGCGAUCGGAGCAGACAUUCUGCGUCAAAAUGGUUCCGCCGUCGAUGCCGCCAUUGCGACGCUCUUCUGCGAAGGUGUCACCUGCCCCCAGAGUAUGGGCCUUGGCGGUGGAUUCCUGGCCACGCUCUACUUUCGCGAAGGCGCCCAAGCGGAAGCGCUCAUUGCGCGAGAGGUCGCACCGGCGGCAGCCACUGCGGACAUGUACGUGAACGUUACCACGGUGACGGGUGGCCUGGCGGUGGCCGUCCCCGGUGAGCUGAAGGGCUACUGGGAGCUCCAUCAACGGUACGGGAGGCUCGAGUGGAAAGCGCUGGUCGAACCGACGAUCAAGCUGUGCCGGGAGGGCCACCUGGUCACCGGGUAUCUGGAGCGCAUUCUGAAGGACCGCACCGACCGUAUCCUCGGGGAACCGUCGCUGCGCGAAGUGUUCAUCGAUCCGGCCACCCAAUUACCGUGGCGCGAGGGCGAUCGGCUGAAGCGACCCGCUCUGGCCGCAACACUCGAGGUGAUCGCUGACGAGGGUGUCCACGCGCUCUACAGCCGCAACGGGACACUGUUGCCCCGCCUGAUGAACGAUCUCAAACGAUUCGGCAGCAUCAUCACCGAAGACGAUUUCUACAAAUAUGAACCACGGUGGGUAGCUCCGGUGCGAACCAGUAUUAGAAAGUCUAGUCAAGUCUACAGCAUACCGCUCCCGGGCAGUGGCACGCUGCUGAACUACAUGCUAAACAUUUUGGACAACUACGGCGAACUGCGGCGGGACGAUCCCCUGACCUGGCACCGGAUCAUUGAGAGCUUCAAGCACGGCUACGGGCUACGGACGCGCGUCGGCGACCCGCCGUUCGUGCCCGGUGUCGAGCGAGAGCUAACCAAGCUGACGAGCAAAACCUACGCCCGGUUCAUCUACGAAGGCAUCGAGGAUGAUCGGACGCACUCCGAUUACCAGCACUACGGUGCCGAGUUUGCCACCGAGAACGAUCAAGGCACGGCGCACGUGUCGGUGCUGGCUCCCAACGGUGAUGCCGUCUCGGUAACGAGCACCAUCAACACUAUAAACAUCUCCGGCCGAAUGAUGAAACGUAGAACGAUUAUGACGCUCAUAAUCGCCACGAUCGUGCUCACGAUCAUUGUGCUCGUCAUUGUGAUCGCGUCUCGCGGAAACACUAGGCCGGCCGCUCGGCAACAUGCAGGAGCCGUGGUAGCGAACGGAGCAGAGUGUGCCGCGAUCGGUGCCCAGAUCCUGCGACUCAAUGGGUCGGCGGCGGAUGCCGCGAUCGCCACGCUGUUCUGCGAAGGGGUCACCUGUCCGCAGAGCAUGGGACUGGGCGGUGGAUUCCUGCUGACGAUCUACGAUCGCAACAACGGCUCGAUCAUGGCGCUUAACGCACGUGAAGUGGCUCCGGCAGCCGCACAGCGGGAUAUGCUGACCAGUGUGGCGAAGGAACGUUUCAAUGACACGCGUGGCCUCACGGUGGCCGUCCCGGGUGAGCUGAAGGGCUACUGGGAGCUCCACCAACGGUAUGGGAGACUCGAGUGGAAAACGUUGGUCGAACCGACGAUCCAGCUAUGCGAACGGGGACACAUCGUGACGCCGUACCUGAGCCGGAUCUUACAGAGAGUCGAACCGCAGCUGCACGCCGAACCAUCGAUGCGGGAAGUGUUCAUCAAUCCGGCCACAAACCGCACCUGGCGGGAGGGAGAUACUAUCAAGCGGGUCCAACUGGCCGCAAGCUUACGUAUCGUGGCGACUGAAGGGGUGGACAGCUUGUACAGCCGGAACGGAACACUGCUCAGGGACCUGAUGAAAGAUCUGCGUGCCUUCGGUAGCAUCAUCACUGAGGACGACUUUUUAAAUUAUAGGCCACGCUGGGAGCCGGCUGAUACGGUGGAACUUGCAUCCGGGGCACAAGUGCACUCCAUCGCGAUUCCGGCCAGCGGAACAAUCCAGAACUUUAUGCUUCGCAUCCUGGACGGGUACACCGAGAUGCGCCUCAAGGAUCCGCUUACUUGGCACCGAAUAGUGGAGAGUAUGAAGUUCGCGUACGGACUGCGAACGCGUCUCGGUGAUCCAGCACACACCGCGGAGGCAAGAGACGUGAUACGGAACAUGACCGAUCCGCAGUUUGCAACGUUCAUCCGGCAGCAUCUUAUCGACGAUAACGCUACGCACACCGACUUCAAGUACUACGGUGCCGAGUUUGCGGAUGUAAAGGACCAGGGCACGGCACACAUCUGCGUGUUGGCUCCCAAUGGCGACGCUGUCUCGGCGACGAGCACGAUCAACUAUCUACUUGGUGCCAAAAUACGAUCGCGGUCAACCGGCAUCAUCCUGAACGAUGAGAUGGAUGAUUUUUCCACACCCGGAACAGUGAACACGUACGGGCUGCCAGCAUCGCCGGCCAACUUUAUCAGCCCCGGGAAAGUUCCCCUCUCCUCGAUGACGCCAACGAUCGUGACGGACAAAGCGGGUAACAUACGCAUGGUGCUCGGUGGUGCCGGAGGGAGUCGGAUUACCAGCGCCACGGCCGUUAUGAUCUACCGUCACCUGGUGUUCGGGGACAGUCUGACGACGAUCAUGAACGAGAAGCGCCUGCACCAUCAGCUGGCCCCAAUGUGGGUCGACUAUGAGCCCGGUUUCGAUCAAAAGAUUCUGGAAGGGCUCGUUCACAAAGGACACCAGGUGAAGGAGAAAACACCGGAUGCCGGCUUUGCAGCGGCCACCGGAAUCGUUAUGGAUGGCGCGUUCACGGUCAACGCGGCCUUUGACCCACGCCGAGGGGGCAGUGCGGAAAUUGUCAAUGCUUGAACAUCGGCAUCCAAUUGCCGAGACUUGGUGUACAAUUUGUACCUAGCGAAUCUCUUUAUGCCUCGUACGAUGAGCGAUUUCAGUACGAUUGGUUUUGUACUGAUAAUAAACUAUAUCAAUU